AUGUCCUUCCUGAAUCCUCCAACAUCAAGUCCCCCUCUGAAUCCUUCAAGUCCUCCAUAUAAUCUUCCAGAGUCCCCUGAUCCUCAAGGUCCCGCCGAUUCCUCCUUCCAAGUCCCCCUCGAAAUUCCUUCAAGUCCUUGGAAUCCUCCAAUUCCCCGCAUCCUCCAAGUCCCCGAAAUCGUCCCUCCAAGUCCUCUGAAUCCUUCAAAACCCCCGAAUCCUCCAAGUCUUCCGAAUCCUCCCUCCAAGUACUCUGAAUCUUCAAGUCCCCGAUCCUCCAAGUCCUCAGAAUCCUUCAAGUUUUCUGGAAUCAUCAGUCCCCUGAAUCCACUAAGUCCUCCAAAUCCUCCAAGUCCCCCGAAUCGUCACUCCAAGUCCUCUGGGUCUUCAAGUCCCCCGAAUCCCUCCCAGUCCUCCGAACUCCUCCAGUCUCUUGAAUCCUACAAGUAUCUGAUCCUCCAAUCUCCGAAAUCCUCCAAGUCCCCCGAAAAAAACUUCCCUCCCCCUCCAAGUCCUCCGAAUCCUUCAAGUCAUCUGAAUCUUCAGAGUCCUCCGAAUCCUCCCUCGAAGUCCUCUGAAUCUUUCAAGUUUUCUGAAUCUUUCAAGUCCUCCAAAUCUUCAGAAUCCCCUGAAUACUCUAAGUCCUCCAAAUCCUCCAAUCCUCCGAAUCCUUCAAGUCCUCUGAAUCUUCAGAGUCCCCUGAAUACUCCACGUCCUCCGAAUCCUCCAAAUCCCCUGAAUCCUCCCUCCAAGUCCUCCGAAUCCUUCAAGUCCUCUGAAUCUUCAAGUCCUUCUGAAUCUUUAGACCUCCCUAAUCCUUUCAAGUCCUCUCUAAAUCCUCCAAAGUCCUCCGAAUCCUCCAAGUCCUCUGAAUCUUCAGAGUCCCCUGAAUACUCCACGUCCUCCGAAUCCUCCAAGUCCUCGAAUACUCCAAGUCCCCUGAAUCCUCCAAAGUCCCCUGAAUCCUCUAAGUCCUCUGAUUCCUUCAAUUCCCCCAAAUCCUCCAAGUCCCCCGGAUCCUUCCUCCAAGUCCUCCGAAUCCUCCAAGUUCCCCAAAUCCUCCAAGUCCUCAGAAUCCUCCAAGUCCCCCGAAUCAUCCCUCCAAGUCCUCCGAAUCCUUCAAGAUCCCCAAAUCCUCCAAGACCUCCGAAUCCUCCAAGUCCUCCGAAUCCUUCAAGAUCCCCAAAUCCUCCAAGACCUCCGAAUCCUCCCUCCAAGUCCUCCGAAUCCUCCAAGUCACCCGAAUCCUCUAAGUCCUCCGAAUGCUCCAAGUCCUCUGAAUCGUCCAAGUCCCCGAAUCCUCCCUUAAAGUCCUCUGAAUCUUCAGAGUCCCCUGAAUCCUCCGUGUCCUCCAAAUCCUCCAAGUCCUCGAAUCCUCCAAGUCCCCUGAAUCCUCCAAGUCCCCCCAAUCCUCCCUCCAAGUCCUCUGAAUCUUCAGAGUCUCCUGAAUCCUCCAAGUCCUCCAAAUUCUCCAAGUCCCCUGAAUCCUCCAAGUCCUCCAAAUCCUCCAAGUCCCCUGAAUCCUCCAAUCCUCCGAAUCCUUCAAGUCCUCUGAAUCUUCAGAGUCCCCUGAAUCCUCUAAGUCCUCUGAUUCCUUUAAUUCCCCCAAAUCCUCCAAGUCCCCCGGAUCCUUCCUCCAAGUCCUCCGAUCCUCCAAGUUCUCGAAUCCUCCAAUUCCUAGAAUCCUCCAAGUCCCCCCCAAAUCAUCCUCCAGUCCUCCGAAUCUCCAGUCCCCAAAUCCUCCAAACCUCCGAAUCCUCCAGUCCCGGAAUCCGUCCCUUCCCAAUAAAGUCCUCCGAAUCCUUCAAGAUCCCCAAAUCCUCCAAGACGCCUCCGAAUCCUCCCUCCAAGUCCCCCUUCCCGAAUCCUCCAAGUCCCCGCCGACCUUUAAGUCCUUCCGAAUGCUCCAAGUCCUCCGAAUCAUCCAAGUCCCCGAAUCCUCCCUUAAAGUCCUCUGAAUCUUCAGAGUCCCCUGAAUCCUCCGUGUCCUCCAAAUCCUCCAAGUCCUCGAAUCCUCCAAGUCCCCUGAAUCCUCCAAGUCCCCCCAAUCCUCCCUCCAAGUCCUCUGAAUCUUCAGAGUCCCCUGAAUCCUCCAAGUCCUCCAAAUUCUCCAAUCCCCCGAAUCCUCCAAUCUCCCAAAUCCUCCCUCCAAAUCCCCUUAAAUCUUCCAAAGUCCCCUUGAUCUCCAAGUCCUCCGAAUCCUCCAAAUCCCUUGAAUCCUACAAGUCCUCUGAAUCCUCCAAGUCCCCCAAAUCCUCGAAUUCCUCCGAAUCCUUCAAGUCCUCUAAAUCCUCCAAGUCCCCAAAUCAUCCAAGUCCCCUGGAUCCUUCCACCAAGUCCUCCGAAUCCUCUAAGUCCCCUGAAUCCUCCAAGUCCUCCAAAUCUUCCAAGUCACCUGAAUCCUUCAAGUCCUCUGAAUCUUCAGAGUCCCCUGAAUCCUUUAAGUCCUCCGAAUCCUCCAAUCCUCCGAAUCCUCCAAGUCCCCCAAAUCCUCUAAGUCCUCCGAAUCCUCCAAGUCCCCUGAAUCCUCCCUCCAAGUUCUCCGAAUCCUCCAAUUCCUCUGAAUCUUCAGAGUCCCCGAAUCUCCAAGUCCCCUCCAAAUUCUCCAAGUCCCCAAUGAAUCCUCCAAUUCCCCUGAAUACUCCCUGCAAGUCUUCCGAAUCCUCCAAGUCCUCUGAAUCCUCCAAUCCCCUGAAUCCUCCAAAUCCCCCGGAUCCUCCCUCCAAGUCCUCCGAAUCUUCUAAGUUCCCCAUAUCCUCCAAGUCCUCUGAAUCCUUCAAGUCCCCCGAAUCCUCCAAGUCUCCCAAAUCCUCCCUCCAAAGUCCCCUGAAUCCUCUAAGUCCUCCAAAUCCUCCAAGUCCCCCAAAUCCUCCCUCUAAAUCCUCCGAAUCCUUCAAGUCCUCUGAAUCUUCAGAGUCCCCUGAAUCCUCCACAUCCUCCAAAUCCUCCAAGUCUUCCCUCCUAGUCCUCCAAAUCCUCCCUUCAAGUCCUCCAAAUCCUCCCUUCAAGUCCUCCAAGUCCCCCGAAUCCUCCUUCCAAGUCCUCCAAAUCCUUCAUGUCCUCCGAAUCUUCAGAUUCUCCAAAUCUUCUGAGUCCCCUGAAUCCUCCAAGUCCUCCAAAUCCUCCAAGUCCCCUGAAUCCUCCAAGUCCCCGAAUCCUCCAAGUCCUCUGAAUCUUCAGAGUCCCCUGAAUCCUCCAAGUCCCCCGGAUCCUCCCUCCAAGUCCUCCGAAUCCUCCAAGUUCCCCGAAUCCUUCAAUUCCUCUGAAUCUUCUGAGUCCCCCAAAUCCUCCAAGUCCCCUGAAUCCUCCAAGUCCCCCGAAUCCUCAAAGUUUACCGAAUUCUCCAAAUCCUUUAAGUCCUCUGAAUCCUCCAAGUCUCCCGAAUCGUACAAGUCUCCCUUAUCCUCCCUCCAAGUCCUCCGAAUCCUUCAAGUCCUCUGA
Macrobrachium nipponense is the source of this 3441-nucleotide messenger RNA. Its product is annotated as mucin-2-like. The transcript has 11 exons. Lineage: Eukaryota; Metazoa; Arthropoda; Malacostraca; Decapoda; Palaemonidae. Bases 1 to 3441 code for a protein of 1146 amino acids. The record is from RefSeq and is a predicted model, not a curated record.